CUCCCACAAUUCACAGCGGUGAAUGACCGUGACUGUCUUCGGGCUUCCGGUCGUCGGGUUCCGGAGACAAACCCGGAAGUUCUCCCGUCACCCGUCCCGCUGCUGCGGUUCAAAACAGAAACACACAUCAGCAGUUGCAGCAGGGAGAAACUCCUCUGGACUAAAGGAUCGAGCCUCUGUCUGCAGGUCUCGGGGGGGUCUGUGAGCCAUGGAGCGGGUCACGGGAGGAGGGAUGCUGCCGCUGGCUUUAGCGAGUGUCGGGGUCUGGCUGUUGUACCGGAUCCUUUCCCGCCUCAGACCAGGAGCUGCCCUGCAGGACGCGGUGGUGGUCAUCACAGGGGCCAGCUCUGGACUGGGGAAAGAGUGUGCGCGGGUGUUCCACGCUGCAGGUGCACGGCUUGUUCUGUGUGGUCGAGACGCAGCCCGUCUGCAGCAGGUCGUCCAGGAGCUCGCUGCAAGUUCAACAGGCGCGCAGCAGAAGACUCAUGUUCCCAGAACGGCCGUGUUCGACCUGGCUGACUCGGGCACGGUGGACAGAGCUGCAGAGCAGAUCCUGAAAUGUUAUGGACAAGUGGAUGUCCUCAUCAAUAAUGCCGGAAUCAGUUACCGUGGUAACAUCCUGGACACCCAUCUUUCGGUUCAACGGGACGUCAUGGAGACAAAUUACUUCGGCCCUGUUGCUCUGACUCAGGCUCUCCUGCCCUCCAUGGUCCGCCGGCGUAGCGGCCACAUCGUGGUCAUCAGCAGCGUCCAGGGCAAGAUUGCCAUCCCAUAUAGAUCAGCUUAUGCAGCCUCUAAACACGCCACCCAGGCCUUCUUCGACUGCUUACGGGCAGAGAUCGAGUGCUACGGGAUUCCAGUGACCGUGAUCAGCCCCGGUUACAUCCGAACAAACCUGUCUCUCAAUGCCGUCACCGGGGACGGCUCCAAGUACGGAGUUUUGGACAAAACCACAGCUAUGGGUCGGGAUCCCAGAGACGUGGCUCUCGCGGUCCUGAAGGCCGUCCGUCAGAGGAGCAAAGAUGUGGUUCUAGCAGAACCUCUGGCCACCUUGGCCGUCUACCUUCGCACGCUGUGGCCCGCGCUCUUCUUCAAACUCAUGGCCUCUCGCGCUCGCAAGGAGCAGAAACCAAAAGACGGAUGAGGGCUGAUCGCGGCUGCGGAUUAAAGUUUGUGUCACAUGGACCAAAACUUGAAACUGACUGCAGCACAUGGAGGCCAAAUGGACGUGAUGUGAAUAGAUGCUUCUGUUAAGUGACACAGUUUGAAGUGCUACUAGUAGAAAAUCUGAAACUUGACCAGACUGUGUUGUCCAUUCAUUUCAGGAAUUAACCUUGUUAUCAAUAUCGCUGCUUUAAAGUCAACUGGUAAACUCUCCUGUGAUAACAUUGUGAGGCUGUUUCCUGAACUGACUCCAUGACAUGGAUGUUACAUGACAAGGGAUUCUUUGGUUUACUAGUUGUAUUGUUUUGAUGGAAGAUAACUUUUGUUUUUAUGCAGACCAGAGAGAAACCACUCAGCUCUCUGGAACAGAUGACAAAACUUAACUCAGUACAGCGCAUACCUCCACCAAGGCCCAACAUUCCCCUUAAAUUCAAUUUGAUGUCUUCAGUUUGCACACACGCAUGGAUAUCGCUCUCAAAUUCCCUAUUUAUUUUCAUCAAGAUCCACGGUGGAGGUAAUGACCCAAAGGCUUCUCUGUAAAUUGUAACAUUUGAACUGGUUUUAUCACAAAUUAAACAAUGAAUACAAGAAA
This is a messenger RNA of Hippoglossus stenolepis (Pacific halibut), 1756 nucleotides long. RefSeq names its product dehydrogenase/reductase (SDR family) member 7B (gene dhrs7b). Gene Ontology annotation, molecular function: oxidoreductase activity. Gene Ontology annotation, cellular component: membrane. The record is from RefSeq and is a predicted model, not a curated record. The coding region runs from base 209 to 1144 and encodes 311 amino acids. NCBI's taxonomy places the organism in Eukaryota, Metazoa, Chordata, Actinopteri, Pleuronectiformes, Pleuronectidae. The transcript has 7 exons.